Ilyonectria robusta is the source of this 297-nucleotide messenger RNA. RefSeq lists its product as uncharacterized. The record is from RefSeq and is a predicted model, not a curated record. The transcript is spliced from 3 exons. Bases 1 to 297 code for a protein of 98 amino acids. Lineage: Eukaryota; Fungi; Ascomycota; Sordariomycetes; Hypocreales; Nectriaceae.
AUGUUUCUCAUGCCUGACGGCAUUGCCGUCAAUCUGAGAUUAUGGGCUCGUGGCUCCAAAAAGGCGGUUGUUGAUAACGGUGUUACAAUGACAGAUCCCCCCGUGAAGCUUCAGUCCAUUGACUACGGCAUCGGGGCGACGCCAUCAGAAGAGGGGUUUGAUCCCAUCAAGGCUGCCAUGGUCAGGUUCUUCACCGUCGCCCAGAUCGUAUACAUCCUUACCACUGGUAUCUCGAAGCUCGGUGCAGCAUUGGUCCUUCUCCGAGUCGCCGAUAAAUACGGCAUGCGAUCUGUAUGA